Molecule: messenger RNA, 1271 nt
Organism: Sciurus carolinensis (gray squirrel)
Lineage: Eukaryota; Metazoa; Chordata; Mammalia; Rodentia; Sciuridae
Gene: Rpusd3
Product: RNA pseudouridine synthase D3
Exons: 9
Coding region: 14-1129 (371 amino acids)
Biological process (GO): pseudouridine synthesis
Molecular function (GO): RNA binding; pseudouridine synthase activity
Source: RefSeq, a predicted model, not a curated record
UCUUCCUCCGAAGAUGGGCGGCUUCCGUAUCUUGGGCCGCUGCACCGGUGGCUGGUGGAGGGGCCUGGGGGCCCACACACCGCCCAGGGACGCAGGCUGUAGCGCCAAGUCCCGGCAUCGUCUGCAACCACAAGGCUCCAGUAAACGGUCGGGUGUCCCCCGGGACCAGCCCUUCCCUGGGGUGCUGCAGCUAAAGACCCUCAGCAGGGAGGAGCUGGUUGGUGUGCUGAGGGAAGCCGUGGUGGACAAGAAAGGACCCCUGCUGACACUGAACAAACCCCAGGGUCUGCCAGUGACAGGGAAACCGGGAGAGCUUACAUUGCUCUCGGUGCUGCCUGAGCUGAGCCACUCCCUGGGACUCAGUGAGCAGGAUCUCCAUGUUGUCCGAGCAGCUGGGAAGGAGGCCUCUGGGCUGGUACUUCUUUCUAGUUGUCCCCAGACAGCAAGCCGCCUCCAGAAGUUCUUCAUCCACUCAAGGAAGGCCCAGAGACCCACAGCCACCUACUGUGCCAUCACUGAUGGGAUCCCAGCUACUUCGGAGGGGAAGAUCCAGGCAGCACUGAGGCUGGAAUGCUCUGAUGGCCUCAGUCUUGUAGUACCAGUGAAGUCCCCAUCCCGAAAGGACAUCUUGGAAGGGGUCAGAAGGACUCACAGCCACUUCCGUGUGAUGGCCACAGGCUCAGGCUGUGCCCUGGUCCAGCUGCAGCCACUGACAGCGUUCCCUGAUCAGCUGCAGGUGCACAUGAUGCUGCAGCUCUGCCCUCUGCUUGGGGACCACACCUAUUCUGCUCGCAUGGGCACAGUCCUGGGUCAGCGCUUUCUGUUUUCAGCCCAGAGCACCAAGCCCCAAAGACAGGUCCUGGAUGAAGCCCUCCUCAGAUGCCUGCACCUGACUCCCUCCCAGGCUUCCCAGCUGCCCUUACACCUCCACUUGCACAGUCUUCUCCUCCCAGGCCCAAGGCCCAGGGACACCCCCAUGGAGCUUCUGGCACCCCUGCCCCCUUAUUUCUCCAGGACCCUACAGUACCUGGGGCUCUGCCAACAUAGGCCUCUCUUCUUGACCCCCCAGCUGGACACAGAGGGCAGUGAGGGGAGGGGGCCUGUGACCAGCCAGGUCCAAAGAGAAUGAAGUCAGUGUUCAACAUGGUAAAGGACAUGUUUUAGGGUCCUGGCUCUGCGGUCAGGCAAACCUGGCUAGGCCUCUUGCUUGCUGUGUGGUGUUGGGCAAAUGAUUUCUCUCUGGACUUGAUAUAAUAAAAGUUCCUACCUCA